Messenger RNA from Drosophila obscura, 1374 nucleotides. RefSeq lists its product as uncharacterized. The record is from RefSeq and is a predicted model, not a curated record. Lineage: Eukaryota; Metazoa; Arthropoda; Insecta; Diptera; Drosophilidae. The transcript has 2 exons. The coding region runs from base 811 to 1179 and encodes 122 amino acids.
UCUAAACUUAAUGCAUAAGUAUACUAAUACAAAUGCAUAUGCACUGAGCGACCAACAAUUUUUUUACAUAUGUACAUAUCCAUAUCAUAUGCAUACAAAUUGUCCAUAUACAUACAUACAUUUCAAGUUUUUGGACCCAUAAAUGAUAGUUGCUAGUCUUCAAUAAAUAGAUAAAUACUUUUGGUUCGGACGGGAACUCAGACUGCUAGGACCUACCGAACUAACAACACAAGAAAGUGCGGAAGCACGACAAAACGCAGAAGCAUUAGCAAAGCAGAACAUGGAAUAAGCAGCAGCGAAACAGACAAGACAUUAAAAUUUGACUCGAAGGGACUGGAUGCCGAAGAUAGGGGACAUAUUAUGAGUCAGAAACCACCCACUCUCGAAGAAAAUUGACAAGACCACAGCGAAACUCGAACCAAAGUACAACGGUCCUUGUAAGGUCCUCGAACUAUUGUCCCCAGUCAUAGUCACUGUCAAAGAUACCUCUACUAACAAGAAAAGUCGAGCACAUGUAUCGCAACUAAAACCCGCAAGCAAAAAUGAGCAAGAAACAGUCACAAUAACGACACCUCUCGAAAGAAUCUGCUGGACCACCGCAAACAAGGCAGAUCAGCCAAAACAACAGGCCACCGAGCGUAUCAGCUGGGCACGACAAGUAGAAAUAGAAGAAAGUAACACAGACAUCCUGAACAUUAGAGAUCCACCAGGGACUCACAAAAGACAAAGGCAGGCACCAACGAAGCCAACAGAAAGCCAAGCAGCGGAGAAGCCAAUACUCAGAAAAGCACCGGACAUGCCAAGUCGGGCAUGAGAAAGGCCGAUCCCAACACAACACCGAUCCGCGGAGAAGCCAAUCCCGAUUCAAAGCCAGGCUCUAGCGAAGCCACCACAAAGCCAAGCAGCGGAGAAGCCGAGACCGAGACUGAGACCCAGCCGUGCACCGGACAUGCUAAAUCGAGCAAAAGAGAGGUCGAUCCCGACACACCGAGCAGAAGAAUAUCUGCGAGACAGGCAACGGACAUGCCAGCACUGGUCAAAACUGCCAACACAGCGGUAUCCAUACCCGUUAACUGGGAGGUGCACCAAGGGUUUAACCUUAACCGAAGCCAGGUGGAAUUGGUAUUACGAGCGGUGAACAACCGCCAGGAGCAUCGCCAGAGGAGGUUCAAGCAGUAGAACGAGGAGAUACCAGACAUGGCGUGCUGGGGAAUCAACCUGACGACGCUUCCCAAGAAGAGGAGGGAGGACUGUGACGCCCAGCGCUGCUGGAGAACAUCGCCAGCAUUACAAUAACAAACAAAUGUUUUUUGUAUUACUUAGAAUUAAUGACUCACAUUCCAAUAUUACUACAUUUAACCAUUUACCUAGAUC